Chinchilla lanigera (long-tailed chinchilla) is the source of this 2951-nucleotide messenger RNA. RefSeq names its product nuclear receptor subfamily 1, group H, member 3 (gene Nr1h3). Bases 622 to 1953 code for a protein of 443 amino acids. NCBI's taxonomy places the organism in Eukaryota, Metazoa, Chordata, Mammalia, Rodentia, Chinchillidae. The transcript is spliced from 11 exons. Gene Ontology annotation, biological process: negative regulation of inflammatory response; positive regulation of transcription by RNA polymerase II; cell differentiation. The record is from RefSeq and is a predicted model, not a curated record. Gene Ontology annotation, molecular function: zinc ion binding; RNA polymerase II cis-regulatory region sequence-specific DNA binding; nuclear receptor activity.
ACCUGUGUCCCUUUCCCGGUCCAGCCUGAGCUGGCCUUUGGGUGCUACCCUCCCCUGUCGCAGGCCUGCCAUUGCUCAGAGCCCAUUACCACCGUCCCCCUCUGCGGCACUGCAGGGCACCCACUCACAGACUCCCUGGAAGGCCCGGCACCUGCCUCUGCCCUUGGCUCUCUACCAGCCUGGCUGUGUCCUGGGGCUGCUGGGGAGAGCCUGGCCCCUUCCCAGGGGCAGGGGAGGAGGAGGCAGGCUGGGAACACAGGCCAGGCUCAGUGUCGCAAUUCCGGGCAGUGCGAGACCUUUGCCCCGCGAGGUGUCUGUGGAGGGAGGGACACUGACUCCAGAGGCUGCCGGGAUCGGGGUGCUUCCCACCGCCUAGGAAGCAGCCCUUCUGUAAAAGCGAGAGCCCAGGGUCCCUCUGAGUUCAGCUCUAGUCGCCACCGCCACCGCAGGCUCAGCACAGGGCACUGCACCAGCCUCCCGUCCCAGCAAGGGGGCUCCAGAGACUGCGCAGCCAGAAGUCUGGUGGCCCAGGGACCUGGUGGGUCUGCUCAGCCCCACCCCGGGCUCUGCGUGCGUCAGGUCAGGACAGUGCUUUGGUAAUGUCCAGGGCUCCAGGAAGAGAUGUCCUUGUGGCUGGAGGCCCCUGUGCCUGACUCUGCAAUAGAGCUGUGGGAGCCAGAGGCCCUGGAUGCCAGUGGCCGGGCCCAGGGAGGCAGCAGCUGCAUCCUCAGCAAGAGAGCCAGGAUGCCCCCAUCUGCUGGGGACACUAUGGUGAUGGGACUGGAGGCAGCGGAGCCCGCGGCCCUACUCCCCAGGGUGGAGGCUCUGCCAGAGCCCACAGAGCUCCGACCACAAAAGCGGAAAAAGGGGCCGGCCCCCAAGAUGCUGGGCCACGAGCUGUGCAGCGUGUGUGGGGACAAGGCCUCCGGCUUCCACUACAACGUGCUGAGCUGCGAGGGCUGCAAGGGAUUCUUCCGCCGCAGUGUCAUCAAGGGGGCGCGCUACGUGUGCCACGGCGGUGGCCACUGCCCCAUGGACACCUACAUGCGACGCAAGUGCCAGGAGUGUCGGCUUCGCAAGUGCCGCCAGGCGGGCAUGCGGGAAGAGUGUGUCCUGUCAGAGGAACAGAUCCGCCUGAAGAAACUGAAGCGGCAAGAGGAGGAACAGGCUCAGGCCACCUCUGCGCCCCCGAGGGCUGCUUCACCCCCGCAGGUGCUGCCCCAGCUCAGCCCGGAGCAGCUGGGCAUGAUCGAGAAGCUGGUCACUGCCCAGCAGCAGUGUAACAAGCGCUCCUUUUCUGACCGGCUUCGAGUCACGCCCUGGCCCGUGGCCCCAGAUCCCCAGAGCCGGGAGGCCCGGCAGCAGCGCUUCGCCCACUUUACGGAGCUGGCUAUCGUGUCUGUGCAAGAGAUCGUUGACUUUGCCAAACAGCUCCCCGGCUUCCUGCAGCUCAGCCAGGAGGACCAGAUCGCCCUGCUGAAGACUUCCGCUAUCGAGGUGAUGCUUCUGGAAACAUCCCGGAGGUACAACCCUGGGAGCGAGAGCAUCACCUUCCUCAAGGAUUUCAGUUAUAAUCGGGAAGACUUUGCUAAAGCAGGGCUGCAGGUGGAGUUCAUCAACCCCAUCUUCGAGUUCUCCAGAGCCAUGAAUGAGCUGCAGCUCAACGAUGCGGAGUUCGCUCUGCUCAUUGCCAUCAGCAUCUUCUCUGCAGACCGACCCAACGUGCAAGACCAGCUGCAAGUAGAGAAGCUGCAGCACACAUACGUCGAGGCCCUGCAUGCCUAUGUCUCCAUCCACCACCCCCACGACCGGCUCAUGUUCCCGCGGAUGCUGAUGAAACUGGUGAGCCUGCGCACACUGAGCAGCGUCCACUCGGAGCAAGUGUUCGCCCUGCGUCUGCAGGACAAGAAGCUGCCCCCGCUGCUCUCAGAGAUCUGGGAUGUACACGAGUGACCGUCCGCUAGAGGCGGAGCAGAGCAAGAAGGACAAACAUUCCCGGAGCUGGGGCAGGAAAUCCUCCGUGGCAUUAAAGGAACGCCAAAGGGUUGGGGGUUUUGUGCCUGCUGGGCCCUGGGCCCUGCUAAAGCUGCGCUCCACGUGAAGACCUCCUGCCCGGCUGAAUGACAGACCUGGGGGCCGCUAUGCACGGGGUUCUCCAGGGUUAGCCCUGCCCAUCCUGCCUCUACCACUUCCUGUUUUUCCCCACAGGGCCCCAAAAGAAAUUCUCCACUGUCACUUUGCGGGUUAGCCCUAAAUGCCUCGAGGCUGCCACACUGAUAGGUCUGGCCUGUUGGAACAGGAAGGUGCAGACGAGUGCAAGCCAAUUCCUGGACGGGGUGGGGGUGGGGGCGAGUGAGGAGGAGGAGGGCGGCGUCCUGCAGGAUCCGCUGUCUCCAGACUCAGUAGAGGGAAAGCCACAAGUGACAGCCAUGGCAGCCAGGUGGCGGGGGGCUCCUUUUCCUAGCCCGGUGGUGCCAUACAAAUUGAUGAAAAUGCUGAGGCGUAGGCGCCCCUCUCCUCUUUAAUGAUCCGGUGGUUGUGUGUAUAAUGUCUUAGUUUUUCCGUUGGCAUCUGAAAAAGGCACAACGUGAAAUAGGGCCAGGUAGUCCCUACUUCCGGCCCCCAACCCCUCUGGGUCAGGAAAAAAAAACCCCAAGCUAGGCGAGGCCGCCUGUGGAAGUGUUGAGGUCUCAAAGGCGUGAACUCCACUUCCCAGUGGGCGUCGCGGCGGCGGCCACGCCCCCUUCUGCGCGCGCGCUCGUGCAGGUGCUCCGGUGGCGCGCCUUCUCCUCUAUGCACCCCUGCCGUCCAGAAUUGGUAGGCGCAGACAGCGGGCGCCUCCAAACGGUUCGCGGGGGGGAUCGAGGUGAGGUAUGAGGAGCCGGCCGGAAAGUCUCAGGAGCAGUUUAUCUUCAGAAGUCACUUUUGGAUUAAACAACAUUUCGUCUAAA